Molecule: messenger RNA, 3199 nt
Organism: Chelonus insularis
Lineage: Eukaryota; Metazoa; Arthropoda; Insecta; Hymenoptera; Braconidae
Gene: bun
Product: bunched
Exons: 3
Coding region: 677-2971 (764 amino acids)
Biological process (GO): regulation of transcription by RNA polymerase II; positive regulation of cell population proliferation; negative regulation of apoptotic process
Cellular component (GO): cytosol; nucleus
Source: RefSeq, a predicted model, not a curated record
AUUGGCAGCCAUUUUUAAACCGCUCACCUGCUGUAAGUGUAGAAAAAAACAUGGACGGUGAAAAUCUCUGAUCGACAAUCACGUAAACUGCAGAGUCUAAAUGGCUGAUAUUUGACCGAAUAAACGCAUUAAAAUAAUUAAAAAAUAAUCAAGUGAAACAGUGCUUAAAAAUAAAACAUUAAUAAUAAAAAAAAAUUAACAGAAAGGGUAACAACCUCAAGAAAAAGAACAAGACAACGAGUUAGUGAGAGCGUAUUGCUGAGGUGCUGUGCAUUUAUACUGGAAUAAAUCAUAUAUAUGUACAUGUAUAUCUACAUAUAGAUAUUCUGUCAAAAUAUUUUUGAAAUAGUGAAAAUGAGAAAUAUUUGUAAUAGAAUUGCUGAAAACUCAAGAUAACUGUGAUUAAACAUUGAUUUAAUUUUUUAUAACCAACUGUAAUAUAUAUCAGGUACAUAAUAUAAUUUUGAUCAGAAUAGCAACAACAGAGGAGUAGCAGGAGCAUCAUUGUCAUAAUUGUCACCAUUACCAUUAUCAUCAUUAUCAUUAUUAUCAUCAACAUUAUUAUUGUCAAUAUAUUCAUCAAAAUAGUUGGGAACAAUAAAAAAUGUCAAUUCUACGAUGUAUGAGAGAGAGAAAGAUAGAGUUCGAGGCUGACAAAUGUUAAGUUUCGUCAAUUAUGGCAGAUAAUGUGCACAGAAAAUCGCACAAACAUUUGGAUGGAAAUAGAAAAAUAUCAACUCCAAUUAAUCGUACAACAACGGAGACAAUGAGGCUCGAAGAGCCAGACAGAACACACCCGGCGUUAGGUCUGUCUGUGCCUAGUAACAUUACGCCAGCUAAUCAAUGUAAGAAGAAAACAUCAUCAUUUCAAAUUACCAGUGUUACAGUUGGCAGUCGGAUGAGUAAUGAUACGGGUGAAGAUUCUAAUGAUGAUCUUGAUGAAUCACACGGUGAAGACACUUCAGUUGAACUUUCCAGAAUUACAGAUAUUGAAACACCAAGCUAUUCUGAAGAUACAUUUUCAAAGGAUGAUGUAUUUUUUAAUGCAAGUAAUGCUGCACUUAGCACUGCACCUGUGAUACCUACCAGUUCACAGUAUGGAUUAGCCAUUGUACCAUCUGAAAGUGGUAAUGUUAAUAACUCAACUAAUAACAGCAAUAUUAAUACUUUAGAUAUCGCAUCUGUAACUGAUAAUAACAUUAUCAAUUUGUUAUCGAGUAAUGCCAAACAAGACACUGAUAUUCGAGAGGUACACUCACAUGGAAGAAAUGAAAGAUUUAAAGUUGUUAAAAUUGAAAGUACAGAACCUUUUAAAAGAGGAAGAUGGACGUGUAUGGACUAUCUUGAUCAUACUUCUGUUAAUCAUUCAAAUACUAUUGGUACACCUAAAAUUCCAGACCCUAAUGAAGUUUGUAUAUCAUAUGGUGUAGCUGACGGUGGAAUUAUAGCUCUAGACUCAACCAAAUCUUCGACAAUAACUGAAGAUCAAGGAAUCUCUGUUGAUAUGAAUGGACAUGCAACUCACCAAGAUAUUCAUGGUUCAUUAGCAAUUUCCAAUGCUUCAACGACUGGGUAUCAAGCUAAUAAACAAAUAUCACAUAAUGUACAAUGUAAUGCUACGUCAGUCCAAACUUCACCACAAGUUCAACGGACUACUCAAAUACCAUCUCAAUACUUUUCAUCCUCAACACCGCAAUCUCAACAAUUGACUUCGCAACAGCAGCAGCAGCAGCAAACAAAUGAACAACAACCACAUCAAAGUGACAAACUACAUCAAAAUGAACAAUCACAGCAAACAAGUGAACAAAGUCAACAUCAGUCAAGUGGACAACAAAAAUGUGAUCAACAACAAUCAAAUGUGCAACAAAAAUGUGACCCGCAACAACAAUCUAAUGGACAAUCACAGUCUAAUAUGUUACAAUGUGAUCCUCAACAGCAACAACAGUCAAGUGGUCAACAACAGCAACCUAACAAUCAACAAGGAUCAACGUUACCAACAAAUUUGCAAAAUGUACAUCCUAAUAAUAAUUUAGGACAAACACAAAGUAUGCCUCAAGGUUCUAUUCCUAUUAUUACUCAGACUAAUAAUAACAAUGUGACGCCACAACAAAGUAUAUGUCAUGCAAAAGAAGAUGCUUAUGUGACGUCAAAUUCACAAAAUCAAUCUAUACCAAGUCAAAACAUAUGUCAAUCAAAUACAUCUGCUUCACAAGCAAAUGUUAUUACAGCAUCACAUCAAUCUCAAUCUCAGCAGCAACAGCAGCAGCAGCAGCAGCAGCAACAACAACAACAACAGACAUUAACAACCCGAAAUUCAAUGACACAAGUAUCUGAAUCAAUGAGUACUAUACAGGGCAUGCAAGGUAUGCAAAAUAUCCAUCAAAGCCAGCCUCAACAAGUUAAUACUCAACAAUCAGGGCCAAUUCAAGGUCCACUAGUUUCGGGUCAAGUAUUAACAUCAACAUCGAUGCAACCUCAAACAGGUGGUGCAAAUACCCAGGUGCAGUUACCCCAAGUUUCGGCUAAUUGUCAGAAUGUUAUUAGUGCAAUCCAGCAGGGCAACAUGGGCUUUCAACAAUCCGAUACAGAGCAGGACUCAAUGUCGGGAUCUGGAACAGCCGGUAGCAGUCAAUUAGCGGAUGCUGCACUUCUUGAGUGCCUCGUGGAGGUAACACAAUCCAACGAUGAUCAUCACGCACUCGAAGACAAUGAAAGUAUGUCCGGGACAAGUGCAGUAGCUAUUGAUAAUAAGAUUGAACAAGCGAUGGAUUUAGUGAAGAGUCACCUGAUGUUUGCUGUAAGAGAAGAAGUAGAAGUAUUGAAAGAAAAAAUUGCUGAAUUAAUGGACCGUAUAAAUCAGCUUGAGGCUGAGAAUAUGAUUUUAAAGGCGCACGCGACUGCGGAAACGUUAGCACAAUUGAGCCAAUCGUCAACCAAAUUACCCCAAAAUAAUUCAGGAAGUGGUCAGUAGGUAAUCGGUGUAUAUAAGUUUCUAUCAAUAUUUCAUCACAUAAUGAAUAAUAUAAUUAUUGUAUAUAACUUUGCGAUUUUUAGAAAUUUAUAAAUAAUGAGAUUUAUUAUAUUAUUAUACAUAUAAGUAUUAGAAAACACAGAACUCAAUGGUUUCUUUUUUUUUUCUAAGUAAAUUAAAAAUAAUUAAUUAUUUUUUACUAUUUCAGUUUAUUAAAUUUAGAUAAUA